This is a messenger RNA of Acanthopagrus latus (yellowfin seabream), 1468 nucleotides long. Its product is annotated as phosphatidylcholine transfer protein. The record is from RefSeq and is a predicted model, not a curated record. Lineage: Eukaryota; Metazoa; Chordata; Actinopteri; Spariformes; Sparidae. The coding region runs from base 79 to 720 and encodes 213 amino acids. The transcript has 6 exons. Gene Ontology annotation, molecular function: phosphatidylcholine binding; phosphatidylcholine intramembrane carrier activity.
CAAUAACCCUUUUAUUGUGAAAGGUGAGAGCGGAAGCCGUGUGUGUCGCCGCGGUGCUGCUGCAGCAGAGGAGCCGUCAUGUCGCUGCAGUUCACAGAUGAAGAGUUCCAGGAGGCGUGGAGGGAGCUGGACGAGCCGCAGCUGGAGGGAGGAUGGGAGCUCUUCACCGAGACGAUGGGAGUGAAAAUCUACCGGCUCUUGGACAAGGAAACUGGACUUUACGAGUACAAAGUCUUUGGUGUGCUCGACACCUGCACUCCAGAGCUGUGUGCAGAUGUCUACAUGGACUUGAAGUAUCGCAAACACUGGGAUUCAUAUGCAAAAGAGCUCUAUGAGAAGGACUUCGACGGACAGCAUGCAAUCUACUGGGAAGUAAAAUACCCUUUCCCGCUGUCAAACAGAGACUACGUGUAUGUGAGGGAGAGGAAAGACCUGGACGUGGACGGCAGGAAGAUCUGGGUGAUCCUGGCCAGAAGUUCUCCGGAGACGGCGUGUGCAGAGAAGAGCGGAGUGCUGCGGGUCAAAGACUACAAGCAGAGCGUCGCCCUGGAGAGCGAUGGAGGCUGUGGAACCAGAGUUUUCCUGAAUUACUUCGACAACCCUGGUGGCAUGAUUCCUACCUGGCUGGUGAACUGGGCAGCUAAGAGUGGCGUCCCGGGGUUCCUGACAGACAUGCAGAAGGCCUGCAGCAACUACGGCAGCUACUGCCAGAAGAAAUGAAACUGACAGAACGGCGGCUCACGCACAAAAGGGCUCGGUUCUUAGUUUACUUAUUUUAGUUUUGGAAGGUUUUUUGAUGAUUAAAUUAGAGGUUUUUUUCCUGUGGGGGGGGGGCUGCUACUCGUCGCUGUAGCAUGCUGUUUUCUCAGGCAUGACGUGCAUGACCAGCCGUCCUCAAUAAUCGGCUGCUGUUGGAUCAGUUCUGUUCUGUACUGUAAUAACUGAAUACUGUGUCGUCUCUUCUGUGCAAUCACUGUUCACUCCUCUUUCCUCCAGGGUUCAGGGGCGUCCGUAGAAUAUUAUUUAAAGACUUGUUUAGAGUUUAAACAUGAUUCUCAGAUGUAUUGUGUUGCUACUUUGGGGCAAAUGAUUUCAUCCCUUUAUAUUUGUGUUUAGAAACUGAUUUAUUCUGUGUUCAGUCACACUGGAAUCUUUUUAUCUUCAUGUGUUAUAACGAAGUAAAAAUGACAAAUCUUCUCUGUUUCCUGAUGGGCGUCUCGUGAUUAUUAUUAUUUUUUUUUUCCCAUGAUGUCAUUACUUAUGCAACAGUAGUGUCAUGACACUCUGUGCUGAUUUAUUAUGGGUGCGUAUGAUCAAAGGUACGGGGAUCUGAACUCAUACUGCGCUGUGCUCCAGUUCAUACAGGUGAAUGUGGUUUUAUCUGGUCAUGACAACAACAAAAAAAAGCCUAUUACUGUGUAAUACUGCUGUGUUAUUGAGAUGAAUAAAGUAUUAUCUGAAAUUUGGA